AUGAAUAGAUCCUCGACAGACUCGACCCCCCCUACGCCGUCGAACGACGUUUUCACGACAAGGAGGGCCAUGGUGUCGUUUGAGAACCUCGUCGCGUUGGCGAACCACCAGGAGCGACUGCGGGAGGCGGGUAAGAUGGUAUGGCGUGUUAGGGGAGAGCCUGUGGUUGAAUUGCAUGACUUGGGUGGGUGUCUGAAGCAUGCAGCUACCGGUGGAAUACGCUCUGGUGCUCUCGCUUUCAACAUACGGGCUGCGUUCAACCUGAUAUUGGUCUUCAUCAGGCUUCGCUCGAUUCCCAAAAAACAACGGCUUCCUAUCAUUGGUCGUGCCAUUUUUGGAAGAGAUACAUGGCGGUUCGCUGCCAUGCUUGGGACAUUUACUUCUGUCUAUAAGUUCCUUAUCAAUGCCUUGCCUCUCCUUAUGCCUACAGUUAAGUUCCCAUCUAAUCCAUUCUUCGAUGAUGACGAGGCAGCGUGGCAUACCGUCCAAGUCCCUAUUCCCUCUCCCCGCCACCGCCGACGUUCUCAACGCUUGUCACUGAGCACACAAGCUCAACAGGUUUUGGUGCGUAAGAAGACGAGAAGAUGGCAUGCAGCUCUCGCUGGUUUUGCGGCCGGCGGGCUGGCUGUAUUGUUUGAGACUCGUGGAAGGAGAGUUACAAUAGCUCAGCAGAUGUUUGUCCGUGGUCUGCAGGGCUCUUUCAAUGCAUAUACUACCGCCAGGAAUAUCACAAUACCCUUUGGAGAUGUAAUAUUAUUUGCGCUGAUUAAUGCGCAGGUCCUGUAUGCCUCGUUUAUGCGACCUGAUACACUACCCAAAUCGUAUCGCGCUUGGAUCGUCAGAGCAUCACAAGUUCCCAAAGAAGGUGUCGACAUGAAUUACGAUCUAAUGCGGUCGCGUACGUUUAACUCGACUGAUUUGGACAAGAUUCUUUAUAGUAACGUCACGCCUGAGAAUGCUGCUUCACUGCUGGCAAAGAAAGAAGCUUUUUACCUCGGUGCUCCCAACUCCAUAGCCUCGUCUGAGGCAGGCUGUCAUUGCCCUUGCGAAGCUCUUCAUCCUGGCCAGUCGUCAUGUUGGGACGUGCCUUCGGCUCGUUUCUUUGCAGUGGCCAGGUUUAUGCUACCUGUUUAUGGCGCUCUGCAUUUUCUGCCCCCAAUCUUAUUUCGAACCAAAGCCUUCAUACAAGAUCCCUUAAAGAUUCUCGCGAAAGCAGGUUUCGGGACUGCCCGAAGCUGUACAUUCCUCGGGGUGUAUGUUGUUAUAUACCAAGGUUUCGUAUGUGCGCGACGCGUCAUCCACGAAUUCCUCACUUCUAUGUCACCUAGAUCAAUAUUCAAGAUACCGCAGUGGCUGGUGGACUUUUUGUUUAUGUCGAGGGCGGCGUAUUGGUGGCCUGGUCUCGCAACUGGUCUUAGCCUGCUUAUCGAAGAGAAGAAAAGGCGUGCGGAGUUGUCAAUGUAUGUCCUGCCGAAAGCUCUGGAGAGCUUCUGGAACAUCACGACAGGCAAAGUGCCUGGUGGGUUCAAGGGAGGUAAAGCUGGAGAAGCUUUGCUGUCGGCGCUGGGAAUGGCGAUGGUCAUGAGUACAUACCAGAUGGAGCCUCACCAUCUAUCGGGACUCGUAAGACGGAUAUUAUAUCAGUUCAUUGGAGCUAACUGA
This is a messenger RNA of Guyanagaster necrorhizus, 1662 nucleotides long. RefSeq lists its product as uncharacterized. NCBI's taxonomy places the organism in Eukaryota, Fungi, Basidiomycota, Agaricomycetes, Agaricales, Physalacriaceae. The transcript is spliced from 9 exons. Bases 1 to 1662 code for a protein of 553 amino acids. The record is from RefSeq and is a predicted model, not a curated record.